AUGGGCGUGUCUCGCAGUACCGAAAUCGUUCAGUUCCAAGUUGAUGGGAAACCUGUUAGUGUUCGAAUUGCAAUGGCAGUUUUGUUCGCCAAUUUAAGAACUUCCGCGAAGUGGUUCACUUUUUGCCUGCUUAUCGCUGUGAGCCGUGGACAAUCCUCUGAAGAAAACACGGACACAAUUGUGAUCAAUGCUACGGAAGUUUUUGUCCAAAGGCUGACGGAAAUCUUCGACAUCCCUCGAGGAGUCAACAAACAUUCUUUUUAUGCAUCGGUCAUGGGAUACCCUGAUCUCCACAAUUGGAUACAUUAUGCCUACGAUGAAAGGAAAGGAGAAGGUUACAUGUACGGAAUGACACCUUUGCCAGGGCAAACGAAGCUUCAUCUGUCCUCUUUGGAAUUGGCCACUUAUAAUUGUAGGGUGAUGGAAGUCACGCUCAUAUCAGUUGCAAAGCCUGGACACGCCCGCCGGCAAGUUGAAAUCGAGCUGUACAACAUGGAUGUACAGGAUAUGUUGAUCGGAAAUCGAAUGGAAUCAUUGAAGAAUGUUCUGCGAAACAAUUUGUGGAGAUCAGCGGACGAUUUGUACUACACCCUGCUCGAGCCCGCGAAAAGGCCGAAUCGAAUGCCCAGAGAGAAAGAAGGGGUCAGAGUGAGACUCGGAAGUCGGGCACGUUUCUCAAACGACUUGAAGGUUCUUCAAAUGGAAGUUCAACCUCUGUACGAGCGAAGACCUUGUCCAAUCAAUUUCAAGAAAACUACUGCGGAACGUUUUUUCAGAGGGGAAAACUUCGGUGUGGAUUGGUGUGGUUUUCGCUUGAUCAACGCGGAGCCCGGAAAGGCGGCGAUAACGUUUUCUCCAACUACGGCGUCACAUUCGGGUGAUGUUUGGGAAACUUUCAAGGGCCAGCACGACAGCAGUAUUGCAGUGACGCCUACACCUAGCUACAUAGGACAUCCCUAUGUGCGAAGAGAGUGUGUUCCUCAAAGGGACUAUUUGUGGGACGCACUUUUCGCAGUCGUAAUUCCGUUGAUUUCCAUGGUUUCCUUGCUUAUCCUGCUGACAAUCAUCAUGAGUGCCUCGAGAAAGAACGAGGACUUGGAAAUGAAGUACAAGGAAACGCAAGGCCUGUUGAAUCCCCCGUUGAUCCGCGACAGUGUGAGCCCCGUGAAUGAAAUGGGAUCGAAUUUCCCCGAUGGUUUGGUUCGUUCUCGAAGCGAGUCUCCUGAAAGCACCCAACCGAAGAUUAUCCCAUCUCCGAGGCUAUCUGCAGAGCGUGUCAUAAUCGGACCAGACGGCAAAGCUCCUCCACCGUACCACUCCAAAGAAAUCAACGGGAAAGCAAUUCAAGGAUAUCACGUGUAA
This is a messenger RNA of Notodromas monacha, 1362 nucleotides long. Lineage: Eukaryota; Metazoa; Arthropoda; Ostracoda; Podocopida; Cyprididae. The record is from the annotation of a GenBank genome assembly.